This is a messenger RNA of Apiotrichum porosum, 1437 nucleotides long. RefSeq lists its product as uncharacterized. The transcript has 3 exons. Gene Ontology annotation, biological process: carbohydrate metabolic process. The coding region runs from base 1 to 1437 and encodes 478 amino acids. The record is from RefSeq and is a predicted model, not a curated record. Lineage: Eukaryota; Fungi; Basidiomycota; Tremellomycetes; Trichosporonales; Trichosporonaceae.
AUGCGUCUCAUCGACUUGGCAGUCCCCGCCGCGCUUGCCGCAAUGGCACCCAUGGCCGUGGCCACCACCUCCAGCGGACUCACACCAGACAAGCUUGCUCUCGUCUACCAGCGCAUGGUCGAGCUCAGCACCAAGAGCUGGGAGAACGGUACCCGCGCGCAGGCCACGCUCGAGUGGAAGAAUGCAUCGCUGUCGGUCUUUUCGCCCACGACCCCGCUUCCCCUGCCCGAUGGCCUGCAGUCGUCGAGCAUCCCCGAGAUCAUCGAGCUCGCAGAGUCCACCCUCGCGAACCGGCCGAACGCGUCCGACUACAAGGUCAAUGCGACCAGCACGACCACCACCGCGGCUCUCGAGGACACUGCCACUGCCACGGACGGCUCUUCCGAUGGCGAGCAGACGGCAUCGGCAACCACCACCGCCAACGCCACCGCAACCUCCACACCGUGGGUCAACGUCCCGGCCAUGAACAACACCCAGCUGCCCGUCGGCUGGCCUCUGCUCAAGGACGACGCUGCCGGCGACCCCGCGUCUCUCGGUGUCGCUGUCCUUUUGGCCAACGCUACCACCGGCGACGCCACGUACAAUGGCGAGACUUAUGGCGCGGCUGCCGAGGCUCAGCUCAACUUCCUCCUCUACGAUGUCCCCAGGACUGCACAGGGCGCCAUCUCUCACCGUGUCAACGAGGCUCAGCUGUGGGCCGACAACGUCUACAUGGUCCCUCCCUUCCUCGCCUACUACGGUGCCCUCACCAACAACCAGACCCUCCUCGACCUCGCCUACACCCAGAUCUCGCUGUACCGUGACGCCCUGCGCCACUCGGACACCAACCUCUGGCAACACACCGUCUAUGGCGGCGUCGUCGACUCGGGCAUGUGGGCUACCGGAAACGCCUGGGUUGUCGCCGGCUGUGCUCGUGUGAUUGCCACAAUCCAGCGCAGCUCGUUUGCCAGCUCCAUGUCGUCGCAGGUCGCCGACCUCCAGUCCUGGGCCUCGGAGAUUCUGGGCGCCACGGAAAAGUACAUCUCGUCCAACGGCCUGCUGCACAAUUACGUUGACAACUCGUCGUCGUUUGAGGACUCGACGUCGUCGGCGCUCAUGGCCGCCGGUGGUCUGCGUCUCUCGACGCUCAACCUCACCAACGACUAUGUCAACAUGUCGCUCACCCUCCUCUCGGGCGUCUCGAAGAAGGUCAACGACACGGGCUAUGUCACCCAGGUGACUGACCCGUACACCUUUUCCAAGCAGGGCACCGAGUCCCCCGAGGCCCAGUCGUUUGUCAUCCUCGCCUACUCUGCGUACAACGAGUGGGUCGCCCAGGGCUCCAACGGUAUUGAAAAGGGCAAGAACCCCAUCGGCUCGUCGGCCGCCUCCCCUCGCGCGACCGCUGGCAUGGCUGGCCUCCUCGCGCUCGCCACUGCGCUCUGGGUCUUGGCGUAA